This is a messenger RNA of Rhizophagus irregularis DAOM 181602=DAOM 197198, 606 nucleotides long. The record is from RefSeq and is a predicted model, not a curated record. Lineage: Eukaryota; Fungi; Glomeromycota; Glomeromycetes; Glomerales; Glomeraceae.
UUCUUUCUUUUAUUUUUUUUUUUAUUUUUUUUAUUUUGUCUAUCAUAUUUCGUUUAUUUUAUGGUUUUUAUUUGGUCAGUUGGUUUCCUUCAUUUUUUUAUUCCCUACUAUUUUUUUAUCUUUUGUUUCCAUUGUUACUUUUAUUUCCUUAAUUUUUCAUUCCUUUUUCACUCCACUUCAUUUUUUUUCAUUCCUUUUCGCUCAUCCCUCGUUUUUUUCACUCCUUUUCAUUUCCCGUAUUUUAUAUCGCAUAUGCAAAUGAUUAGAAAUUGACAGAGAAGUUGGCAAAUUUUUUUCUGUCUUUAAGUGGGCUGAAAAUAUGUUAUAAAGGCCUUCAUUUUCUUUUUUUUCUUUCGUUUUUUUCAUUCCUUUUUACUCCUUUAUUUUUUUCGUUCCUUUUUAUCCCCUUCGUUUUUUUUAUCACUUUUUCACCUCUCUUUUGCUUUUUUCAUUUUUUUUACUCCACCUUUGUUUCUUUCAUUACUUUUUAUUCCUCUUCAUUUAUUUUGUUCUUCCCUUCACUUCUUUUAUUGAUCUUCAUUUAUUAUUUUUUUCAUUAUAUUUUGUUUCUUACUCUUCUUUUUGUUAUUGCACAUUCUCUUCAUU